This is a messenger RNA of Giardia duodenalis, 8736 nucleotides long. RefSeq lists its product as uncharacterized. Gene Ontology annotation, cellular component: endosome membrane. The coding region runs from base 1 to 8736 and encodes 2911 amino acids. The record is from RefSeq and is a predicted model, not a curated record. The transcript has a single exon. Gene Ontology annotation, biological process: receptor-mediated endocytosis; endosome organization; regulation of early endosome to late endosome transport. NCBI's taxonomy places the organism in Eukaryota, Fornicata, Diplomonadida, Hexamitidae.
AUGCUCCCCUUUGAGUACCGGAUAAGGUACCCAGUAGAUGCCCCCAAGGGGUACAAGACACGGCCAGCCAUUCUGGAGACGCGGCCAGACGGGGUACACAUCUUUGACAAUCAGGGGAUUUCAAUUUUGGAGCCAUGGAGGGACUGGUCUCCAGACACACUCACCAGCCCGAAAAACCCCAAUAUCAUUUUGCUCACAGACAAACUGCACGUCACCUGCAUGCCCGCGGGCCAUCUCAGCCUCCGCGCAGCAGUGACUGCAGACCUCCUCUUAGGGGCUAACAAAGGCUUGCCGGAGUCUAAAGCGACCUGGCUUCCGGCAAAGGACUUAGUAAGUGGCGAGGAGAUAGAGCUCUGCUUUUUCAAGAAGACUCUUGCGCUUAUUCGACUGAAGCAGGCCAGAUCUUACGUGCUCGUUCUUCGUCCCGAGGCGAUAACUUCUGUCGUUCUUGCCCUAGUAAGCGAUGGCCCAGGAUACGUGUCCACGUGCUUUUUUAUGGACCAAGAAAUGCCUUUCUACCCUACUAGACUUGAGUUCGCAACGCACGAUGCCGCGAAAGCCUUUGCUAGUAACAUUGUAUCGGGGACGAAUACUUUACGACGCGAUAACUUUGUCAAACUGAAGGUCAUUCCCUAUGAAGAAUUUGCACUAUCUGGUCUUCGGGAAAAGCCGCCCUCAAGUGUCUUCCAGACCUCCAGGGUUUUGGCCACAGCUGAGAUUCUGACAACUCAUUAUACUGAACAAGACACUUUUUCGCUCUUUUCUCUGCCUCUAGAUGCACCGUCCUCUAUGAGAGCUGCCCAGCCUGCUUCAUCUCCACUUUUACCGCCACCACCGCCCCCAGCUCUAGAGUCAAAGAGAACGAUUGAAGAGAAGGAGGCCACGGACCCAAAGGAUAGUAAUUUGCAGGCUACUCGUGAGGGGCCAGAUGUUAGUAAGAAGGAAGAUGGAGAGGAGAAGCAGAAACAGAAGCUUGCGCCAACUCAUGCGCUCUCUUGGCAUGAACUGCGGCAGGAUCACCUCAAGAAGGGCCUGUUUGGUAAUUACCUGACGGGGAAGAUUAACCUCUGUCACUACAGGGAUAUAUCUCUACUCCUACACCAGGGCUGGAUCAUUGAGAGAGUAGACUCUAAUAUUAUCCGUGCAGUACCUAUUGCCCAGAUAGAUACAAUAGUACUAGACCCUAGCUCUAUCCGGUACAAAGGCAAUUUCAGACAGGCAUUCAAGCGGCUUGUAGACGACCCCGUCGAGCAAGGGACGGAGAUAUUUCUUGGGCUCAAAAGCCCCGUUUUCCAUGGAAGCAAUCAUGAGUCUGUACCUCCGAGUGGUAACGACCCAGGUAAUCAGUCUAACCUGCAGGGAUCUACCCUUGAGCUAAAACUAUACAUAGGGGAGUCACUCUUUUACACCUUCUCCUCAGAUGACGCUAGGCUCUGCUUCCUCCUUCAGCUUUUGGAUUUCGUGCAAAGCCUUUGCCUUCCAGUAAGAAUGCGGUUCUAUCGCUUACAUCGAGCAAUACCUCUUGGAAUGCCUGCUGUUCCGGUAAGCAUGGACUACUUUGCUGCACAACUACAUAACGUGGUAUCAAAGACUACCUCCAGUGAAGUCUUGCAGAUUGACAACGUUGUUCUGGCUUCGCUACUAGAGGAUCUGGCGUUUCUGACGGGAGCACAUCCGCGCACGCUUCCUUAUGACGGCAAGAAUAAGGGGUACUUGACGUGUGCCGGGAAGAUUUUAGCAUUUAUAAGCAAAGAGGCCAAGGCACAGCCGUCCGACCUUACAGUUGCGCUUUGCAUCCUGCUAGAUUUUCUCGUUCUUUUGCUACAAAGCAGAACACUUUGUCGUGCAGCUGUGCAAGAUUGCCACAGCUUUCUUUUCUCAGACCUUCCUGAGAUAUUUAGCGGCAACAGGUUUACUCCUCUUGGCUUGUGCAUGAUUCUAACGGCUGUCCGAGCCACACUAACAUACCAGUGGCGCGUCCUGUCUGAGCAGGGAACACAUUCGUAUUCAGGAUUUUCUAGCGUCUAUUCCAUUAACAAUGACCUCAUGAUUCCUGACCUCUCUUGCAAGAGCUCUAAGCCAAUCCAUCACGAUCGCAGCGAAAAGACUUUGGGAAAAGCGUUCCAAUCAACUUCUUUAGAAAACGUGGAUGCGUCGGAAGGAGUGGCCCUAAUGGCGUCGUCGUUUAUCAAUAGAGCAGAGAUAUCUCUUAUCUCUGGCAAGAGCCUCGCGGAUAUAAAGCGUGCCUACGAUACUAAUAGCUUGCCAACUACGUACACACAGGGAAUAACGUUCAGCAAGUCGCGGUUCGAAAUGGAGAAGGAAAACAGGGCCGAUCUCAUGGCAUCGGAAGGCCCAAUCUUAAAGCUGGUCUGCCAGGUUGCGAGCAAUCUUCAUAAGCAUUGCAAAAAGGAGCCUCUCAUGCUGCUUCCUAUUUGCGGUAUCCUUGAUGACAUUAUCCUAUUCAGGAGUCACUUGGGCCAGCAAUGGUUUGCUGACAGUGUGCGCAGGGCCGAGCGAGCAGGAAACCAGCUUCCCCAUCCUCCUGGCCGAGCAGAGCUUUUCCUAGCACUCGGCGAAGGGUUUGUGGACUAUGUUUCGCUUACCUUGCUUGAUUGCCGCCGAAUAUCUCUUUUGGCCCGUCUCUUCAUCAAGCAGAUCCUCUUCGAGGACGUCCUGAAUGAAAAGGUGAGGACAACUCUAUCAGAUUAUUGCCUAUCCUCUGGAGCGAUGCUACGCUAUAUCGAUGACGUCAUAUCUGAUGCUGCCCCACUCAGCCUACGCGAGGGCUCUCUUCAGAUCAUCGCCACGGCGUAUGGAGCCAACGCCACUGUUCGGUCUCUUGUUCACGCAGUCUUCCCCAUGCCCUUUCUCAGCAGCAUCUUGUCGUCUCAACUUUCCUCUAUGUCUUUACAAUCAUAUAAGGCAGGGAGCAAAAGCACAUCUAACCUCCUCAGCGGCAAAGCCUGUUUUCACUUGGGAACUGCAACUCACCUCUCCUAUGUUCGAGAGCAUGGCCCAAGCUAUGUACUGCUGCCGUUUCCGGGCCCCUUGGAGAAGUGGAAGGACCUCUUAAAUCUCCUGCCCACUAAGAGCUACUCCUUCGACAUCGUCUGGGACGAGUCUGUUCGAGCGAAUCUUAGCAUGCUGCUUAUCCAGGAGCUCACAUUACUAUAUGCAGAGGCUGAAAAGCACAUCUCUUCAAUGCCACACGACGCUUUGAGGAAGGUCCUUGUAACAAACAGGCCCGUCCUCGGCACUAUGCUCAGCUGGAACGUGGACGCCUUCCACGUAGAUCUCCGUGGGAAAAGCCUGUUUCCUCUAACAUCCUUUGACGUCCAGUUCAACGGCUACUAUCUGUCUUACGUUCUUUGGCACUAUAUAUCUCUUAAAAUGCAUGAGGAAUGCGUCAGCGGUAGGUACUUUCAGCAGGAGCUUUUAUCUACCCUGACCCUAGACGUGAAGACGGGAUCUCGAGAAUCUGUUGGUACUGGUGAAGCCAUCAAGGCAACAAAUCUAGAUACGCUUGUCUCUAGCUACUUCUCCCAUUUUAUUCUUUUACGAGACAACGAUAGAUCUAUUCGCGCCGCCCUGAUCUUCGCUAUCACCCUCAUCCUCAUCAACUCCAGCUCUCGGUUCACUCAGUUGAUGGAGCUUGCUACAGAGACAAUCCGCCUCUUGACUGUGGCCGACUAUGGACUUGCAGGUUUAUGCUUGUCUCUGAUUGAGGUUGCUGCUUCUCAGCUGGCAGCCAAAUAUGCUGACGCUGCAAGUACUGGGCUGCAUUAUUAUCUUGCUUCGUACAUCCUGCCCUUGAUAAGCUGCAACAAGGAGAAGAAUCUUUGUCUGUCUGUUGAUCCAGAGACCAUCCUUGCGGCUCACACGUAUGGCUCGCUAAUACAUAUUUCUCUAAGGGUCAUCUUGGGGUGCCUUCAGUCCCAAGCUAUGACAGAUAAGGUGGGACGCAUUCUUAUUCCGGUGCCCCGAUACAAGAAAACUCUUUCUAGCCGCGCUUUUCUGCCAAUUUUUGCCAACCUUCUCCUCGAGACCCAAGCGCCUAGCACCUCAUCAGCGUUCUUGGAGAAGGAGCGCUUUGACCUUGUCUGCUACAAGACAGGCUCUGAUGUCGCCAGCGCUGUCCACUCUUCUCCAGCAGAAGUAGCAAUUAUUCAGAAAAUCUUUACCCAGACGUGCGAGCUAUUGAGGGAGCUCUGCAAGCGAGAUUCGGAGAUUGCGCAGUCGAUGGUAGAGUGUGGGGUGAUCCACUUCUUGUUAUCGAAUACACAUGGACUAGAGCCCAACAGCUAUGCUGUCCUUCUUUUGCAGGAGCUUUACCAAUCGUGCUCACGAACUGUUGGAGGGGAGAGUCUGGCCUCGAAUAGCGUUGCUUUAUGUGUCAAGUCGCUGCUCCCCGAGCCUCUUGCCCUCCUAUUGCUGAGUUCUAAAAGGGCCUCAGAUGCGGCAGAGACCUUUACGUCCUAUGAAACCUUCAAAAUCAACGUUGUGUGGACCCAUGAGAUGCGUCACUAUCUCUAUUCAGCACUCUACUCCUGGCAGCAGCCGUUACGGGCAGCGCUCUUGAGCGUAGAUGAACACCACAGGAUAAGCUAUCUACGAUUCUUUGGCGAGUACACCCAGGGACCGUGGUGCUGUGUUCCGCAUAUUCAUAACAUAGAGUUUUCCAAGCAAACCGGAGAGCCCGUUGGGUGUUAUCUGUACAACUCUUCGACACGAAUGUCGAGCCAACUGGAUCUUCCAUCUAUUUCUUCUUAUCCUUGCAUUCGCGAAAUAGAGGCCAGCCUUGCAGGAGGCAUAUACACUUCCUUACUGCGCUCUAUAUCCAGGACUGCGACAAAUGUGGCUCUGUCCAUAACCGAUCUGAUCAGUUUCUUACAGACAUUACUGUCUCUUAGCGUUGGAGAGCUUAACGCCCUAUACAAUCACAUGUCCGAGGAGGUCACCAGAGAUUGCCAACUUGACCGUGAUGCAGAGGCUACUCCUGUAACGCACCAUAUCCACUCUUGCUCCACUCUUCCCCCACUGCUCCGUCUCGAAACAGAAGGGUUGCACGAGAUGACAUCCCUAUGCUGUAUUCGCGCAAUCGACCUUUUAAAAGUGGGGCUAGAUAGGACAGAAGAGAUGCGGGCAACAGAGAGUAAGCUUAGGAAGGAAUUGCAGAGCGCCAGUGCCAAGAUCGAUAGGGUAGGGAUGACGUCGAUAGACUCUGCUUUCCUUCAGCACCCUGAUCUCAUCAAUCAGAACCGUAUGUCUGAGACAGAUCUUUUGAGGAGACUCUCUAUCCUUUUGAUACUACUGGUAAGGGCCCUUGGGGACGGAUUACUCGCUUUUUCUACUUAUGUCAAGAACGGAGCAUUUCGCCCUUCAUAUCCUAUCUUCCAUCAGUACAUGGCUGUCUGUCUCCAAGUGUCCCAGAUGAAGUUAGGAGACAUCAUCAUGGGAGGAAACUCUUUGCUCGAUGACGGAUGGGCGGGAGAGGCGUUUAGUUCCGUUUGUGUCAGGACGCUGUCUAUGUCCCUGCGUUUCUUGAACACGCAGCUACGGAUGUUUGUCGCCACUUGUGCAGACCUGGUAUCCGCGCUCAUCCCAACUGUCUUAUUUUCUUCUCAAUCAUCCAAUGGCGUGCAGGACGGGGUCACAGGCACACUCGUGUAUCUGUACAUGGCGAUCACCGCACUAAAAACUAUCGAGUGCAAGUGUAGAUUUUUAAAGGGGCCAACACCCUCCUUAGAUCAAGUGCUGGGGAGACUUGUCGGGUCCUUGUACACUCCAUCUAACAUCUCCUACGUGAAUCCGCACGUUGAUCUGGAUUCUCUCAUCACGAACGCCAGCAAUCAGUCCUACCUGAGGACACUGAUUGUGGUGUCUGUCAUUCACUACUACUUAGAAGCUAUCAGGACGCACGUUGAUGUCGCACUGGCCCCGCAAAUCAUGAUCUAUAUUUUCACCGGGACCAUCCUUUCUGUCACUGAGUUUGCAGAUGUCCUCUCGCAGCUUCUUGGACUCACCUGUGGAAUCAGUAGUGUAUUCUCUGACAAUAUUCGGCGUUUCAUCCGCAUAUUCGGCACAUCGUAUGUCGACUCCGUAGCAACCGGGGGAAUUGAAGCCCCGAGGCUCCUGACAAUUAUGAAAGGUAGCUACUACGGUCCCCGAUUCGCCUUUGAUGCCGACUAUAGAGACCGAGUUAUUCUGUAUUUCGGUCACUUGCUGCGUGGCUAUCAGUCCCAGCAAGAUAAGACACACUGCGUUUGUACUUUGGAGGAGAUGCUCGACAUCGCAGAAAGAGAAUUCACAGAGUUAGCGAAGUAUCCCGCGCGUCUGUUGAUCUCUGGAUAUCAUAUUAACAACAUACUCGGAAUGAUGGUCGAGCUCAAUCUAUCAAAGGGUCAGGUUAACAUAGGCACUCCUCUCCAGACCCUUAGCUUUUUGAGCAAAGGGUCUUCUGAAACACUUAGCGCGUCUCAAUAUGUCUGUGAUAUGCUGCACACCUUAGAAGCGAUCUAUGCUUGUGCUUCUAGUUCCAGAGACUUCAAUCUAAUUACAGCGUUUUACCAAUAUGUUGGAAGUCUCAUCCCUCUCCAUGCUAUGUUAUCUACGGUCUUCUAUGUGGCUUACACAGACUCCCAUUUGUAUACGCAGAUCCAAGAACCCACACGCACGUCUCUUCUGAAGAUGCUUUGCUAUAUAGGAUUCACGAUUAUUGAGAGCCAAGAGCAGCUUUUGCUUAGCGAGCUUGUCCUUGCCUUCCUUAUCCACGUCCUCAGUAUUGAGGACCCUACGAUUUUUCUCCCUGUCAUAGCGCCCUAUCUUCCAGCUAUACUCAAGGGAGCUCUUGAUGAAAGCAUUACUGAUUCAGCUACCUUUGCAUACAUGCGCCAUUAUAGCGAGAGUGGUGGAGGGCUAUCCAUGCUUGACUCCUUCAGUAUUCAUGACCCCGCAACUCUAAACACCGUUAAGCAAAAUCUUCUUCAAGUACCGUGGGCCAGCGAGCUUUAUCCCAGACCGGUCCUGUGCGCACUGAUCCUCAAGAUGGUGCUUUUCAUUAAUCCCGAUGCAGCGGCCUCGAGUGCAAUUCAUGUGCAUUUACUAAGAUUUUUGCUUCAGAAUGCAUCACGCAUGACUGAUCAAGAUGCAAAGGGUGUCCCACCCGUGCUUCUUCUGACCAUAGAGAUAUGUGGGUUUCUUCUACGUGCACAGAAUCCGGUGUUGAUGGGUCUUUUACCACCUCCCCUUGUCCUGUCUCUCGCUGAGCAUGAUCACGUAUCAUUCUCUAAGAUUUUGUUGACGACCGAGAUCUCGUCACCAGAAUUUUAUUGGUCAGCACACUGUACCAAUGAGUUGAUCAGUCUUUGCAGCUCCUUCCUGUCAUCCUUCCAAGGUAGCGGCUCUGAACUGGUGAAGAGUCCUCCUGCAGUAAGUUACCUCUCUAUCCCGACUCUUCAGCGUGCAAUUAAUAACAAGGCAUAUAUCGGCGGGGUGUAUCUGGAUGCGUAUCUUGCUGCGUGCGCGGGAGGUCCUGAAGAUACAAUUGCAGUGAGCAAUCCCAGUAUCGCUAUUAAGGCAUUUUGCGCUGAAGUGGCGUCCAUUCUAUCUGUGUCUCGGAAUGCCCGGUCGCUGGACCACAACAGCUUAAUUUUCAUUUCAAAAUGUCUGCAGGCCUUAUCUCAUCUUGCCAAGGCCCCCGCAGAAAUCUUAGUACUUCUUCGCUCUGUUGAUUUUUCCAAGCUGCUCAAGCUGUUACUCAGUAAUGCGAAUUUAUCCUUUGGGAUAGGGGUUGACACCCAGGCAGCCCUUGCAAUGGAACAGUCGAUAAUACGCUUGUUGGAACGCGUCACCCCAUAUAUAGAUGAAGACAUUUCUAGGGGCUAUUCCCCCGAUAUAACUGUAAGUAUUUUAGGUAUGUUGAUGGAAUACUACAACUACGUGCUUGGUGACUCAUCAGGACUCAGUGUGAUACAUGAUCACGGAGAACAGUUGUUUGCGGUGUUAUCUCAUAUUCACACGACCGACCUGGUAGACGCAGUGGGAACAUAUGUAACAUUUUGUCUUACCCUCCUUUGGCAUAGUCCCGCGAGUCGCCUUAGAAUCUUUCGGACUCUAUUUGCCACUUGUGCAGCGACGUCAGCGGACGUAUAUGGGGUCCGCUUGAUUUACACGAUUUCUCUGCAUGGACGGAGCAUAAACCUUUCCAAGGCUAUGCGACGAGCGAUGAUUGCCGUCCUGGCAGGCUUCUUCGUCCAAUCGGUAGACGUACUGGCGGAGUUUCGUGACAGCAUGUGUCUAGAAGAUCACGGGCACGCCUGGCUAACGCUGUGCGCCAAUGAUUUAGAGCUUCAUAUUGGCCAUGGAGACUAUGACCCUACCAAGAUGAUAGCGACGAAUAUGCAGGGGGCAUUUCCUCUGCCGUCGGUAACAAUAGGUGACGUGUGCAACGUAAAAGCAAGGCUUCCUGAAUCAUCAUCUCAGCCACCUGACCCAGAAGAGCUCCAUCGAUGGAUCAGGGGCGGAUUCACUGAACCUAUGAGAGGCCUCUUGGUAUCCAUUGAUAUGGAGCGUGUAGUGCGUCAGAUAACGCCACUAUCUAUUUCGAGACCCGAGCUGAAGCAUGACUAUCAUGCACGUCGUUAUUGCAUGGGAUACCAGAUGUCAUAUCUCAGGGUCGUUGAGCACACUGUAUGGAAAGAGGUUAAUGAGAAACUGGCAAGCUUUCUUGCAUAG